AUGUCGCCACACGCAUGCGACUCCAACUCCCAACGUUACGCGGAAGAAGAUACAAUCAAGACCAGUAUGGCAGACGACGAGGAAGGAGACCUGUGGCUCUUUGGAUAUGGGUAGAUUGUAACCAUGUCUGGGUUUCGCCUUGAAAUCUUGCUAAUGCGAACGUAGGAGCUUGAUAUGGAAACCGCCACCAGAUUACGGUAUGCCCUGUCUGUAGCAAAACAUUAGAACGACAGAUGGACUUAUUCUAUCCAUUCAAGAUCUUCGUCUUCCCGGCUACAUUGAAGGCUAUGUGCGCCGUUUUUGGCAGGUACGAAGCAUGUGACAAAACCAAGGGAUGUAUGAACAAGCAGCUGAAGCGUCGACAGGCGAGGUAGGCGGACCUUUACAACACCCAUGUAUUUCUGUGAGGAGACUGAGGAAAGGGGUUCCCCAUCUAGCGAGGACCAUAGAGGCACACCCGAAGCACCGGGCCGCGUCUGUACCCUGAUCGAUCGCAAACUAUGGGAAACCCUCACGGACCAAGUACAACCGCCCUUCCCCAUCUCUCCUCAUCCGUCCAUCUAAACUCUUCUUCCCCAGCACACCUCCGCCCCGCCCAAAGUCUGGGGCGCAGCCUACCGAAUCCCCGCCCCGAAAGUCCCCCAAGUCAAAGAAUACAUGAACAUCCGCGAGAUCAACGGCUAUUCCAUCCAGUACGCUCCUUUCCAACAGCAACCGAGCAAAAAGGAAGACAUGUCCGCUACCUACCAGCAAGUCCACAUGCCCGAUGGGCAAGCAAUCAAGUGUCUGGUCUAUAUCGGACUGCCGGAUAAUCCGCAAUUCUUGGGAGUUCAGGAUCCUCAGGCGCUCGCGGAGCAUAUUGUGAAAUCGAGGGGUCCGAGUGGGGAGAAUAAGGAUUAUCUGUAUCAGUUGGAGGAAGCGUUGGAUGCAUUGAGUGCUGAGAGUGGGGAUGAGCAUAUUAGUGAUUUGGCGAGGAGGUGUAGAGAAAUUGAAGCGCGGGAGGCGAAAAGUUAG
Molecule: messenger RNA, 1014 nt
Organism: Lecanosticta acicola
Lineage: Eukaryota; Fungi; Ascomycota; Dothideomycetes; Mycosphaerellales; Mycosphaerellaceae
Source: the annotation of a GenBank genome assembly